This is a messenger RNA of Phycomyces blakesleeanus NRRL 1555(-), 1062 nucleotides long. RefSeq lists its product as hypothetical. The transcript is spliced from 4 exons. The coding region runs from base 1 to 1062 and encodes 353 amino acids. The record is from RefSeq and is a predicted model, not a curated record. Lineage: Eukaryota; Fungi; Mucoromycota; Mucoromycetes; Mucorales; Phycomycetaceae.
AUGCCUUCCAAUGCCACUAGAAAAUCAGGACGCAAAGGCAAACAGAAUGCCCGAGGAACACUUAGCCGUGUUGCUGCCGGCCGGAUUGAGCAACGUGAGAUUGCUCCAAGAGUAUCGCCACUUGCAGCUGGUCCAAGUGGGGCAGAGGCUCCUGGAAUGACUGUCGAGUCCCUAACGCAGGUUAUGGCAGCCAUCAACAUGAUGUACGAUCGUACUGUCGAAGCCAACACUGGAAUUCGUUUUCUGGUCGAUGCUCACAACCAAGCCAUUGCCCAGCAAGCUCUUGUUGCAUCUUCUGUAACUCAGGGAGUAACUGCCGCCAAUGUGUCUACAAAUAGACACACCAAAGGCGAAAUGCGUGCAAUUGUUCUGAAUCUCAUCAAUGGGAGAAUGUGGGCGAGAAACUUCCGUUCGAAUGAUCCUGAGCUUGUUGCUGAAAACGAAAGCCGCAGGCGAUGGAACACGGAUGAGAGGAUCGAUCAUCCUGACAAUGUUGAGGUGAUUAAUUACCUCCGACAGUAUAUCGUUGCCCAGCCUCGCACAGCUGGGUUCUGGGAGGAUAUGAUAGUGCAGAAAAUAAAAAACAAUUACAAGACAUGUUUUCGUGCUGUCAACGCAACCCCCGAGCAAGCGUCUUCCAAAAGGCGCAAUAAUCGUAUCAACAGCCGUCGCAUUGAGAUUCACUUGCAUCGUGUUGAUACCUACAUUAACAAUUGGCUAGCAAUUGACACUAAGAUGGGAUACAAGCCAGGUAACCCUGAUGAGAUGGCAUACUUGCAUCUCCUUGAGAAGAGUGUGAUGUCUGAUGGUGAAUUGGAAGAUGAGGACGUCACUCCUAUAAUCCGUGUGCGGGUUUUGCAGGUUGCUCGUCCUAGUCGGAGAAGUGCUGAGCUGAAUAGGCUUAUUCAGUUCAUUGAUUUCUUGGCAGCAGAGAAUGACAAGAAGAUUGCAACACCACAAUCAAAGCAAAGAAUGCCCAGAUAUCUAAAAACCAUUGCGGUCACUCCUGUCCCCGGUCAUCUGACCGCAAUCCUUCCUGUCUGGGCAAUUCAAAACCAAUAA